CUGCUAUUGCUGCAAACGCACAUUUACAAGUUGACUGUCAGCCCAACAACCCGACCAGCCGGCAAUGCAGGCCCCGUCCGUUACCUAGGCCGGCAGGGCGCUUAGCUGCGCCUUUCCAACAAGGGCCAGAGGAGCAGCUGCCAGGAUGACAGCAAGGAGAGGAUAGCCCUGGUUCAUGGUCGUCCUGGCAGUGCUCAGGCUUCCACUCCGGCUCAUAUCGCGCCUUUGCGCCUGGUGGCUUCGCAUAGACCUCAAAACAGCAGAGCUCCUCAGGCGUCAUGAUAGAGGGGCUCUGCCUCCGCCUCAGCAGCACGACGUGAGGCAGGAGCCCAGCAACUCGACUCCUCGCCAUCAGGCCAACAUGAACGGCGGAGCCCCUGCGGGGCCUCACGCCAACCACGUCGCGGACCAGGAUGAGAAUGCUUCAAGCUCGAACCGGCAAACACCGGGCCAUCUAGUCUAUGACAAGUAUGCCAGCCAGCGGCAAGCCUGGUGCGACUCCAUCCGCGACCAGACACUUGCAUGGAACUUCAACGCGUUUGAGCUAUAUUCAAGGACACAUGGGAACCCGCUGGUUACCAUCACCGUCACCCUGCUCGAAACCUACGAGCUUCUGGACGGCUGGCUUCUGGACCGCGCGAAAGUCGUCAAUUUCUUGUUGCGGGUGGAGCAGGAAUACAACCCCAACUCGUAUCACAACAACACACACGCAGCGGAUGUCACACAAACAGCUGCAGUGAUUCUGGAGAGCUUCAAGAAGCAAGUAAAGGAGAUCCCUAAGCUCGAGUACUUCAGCAUCAUCAUCGCCUCUGCGGUGCAUGACCUAGGGCACCUGGGCGUCAACAACGACUUUCUUAUUAACAGUCGGCAUCCACGUGCCACUAUGUACAAUGACAAGUCUAUUAAUGAGAACUUCCAUAUCGCACGGGCUUUCGCUAUAGCUCGGGAGUCCCCGGACCUGGACAUCUUCAGCGGGUUCAACGUGGACGACCAGAAGCAAAUACGGAAGCUCAUGAUCGAGACGGUGCUGUCGACGGACAUGGCAGUGCACUUCGACUUGUUAAACCGGUUCACGACCCAGGUGGAUGCAAAACCGGACCUUAGCGAGUGGACUGAUCGCACGCUUCUGUACCAGAUGCUCGUGCACUUAGCGGACAUCGCGAACCCGUCGCGGCCGUUCCACCUGGCUCGGGGCUGGGCAGAGCGGGUCAUCGAGGAGUUCUGCGACCAGGGUGACCGUGAGGCCGCAAUCGGCCUUCCCGUCUCGGCCAUGUGCAACCGGACUACCAUGAACAUGCCGCGCGCGCAACUGGGUUUUAUUAACAUUUUUCUAAAGCCUACCCUCACUUGCUUCGAGCGGGCGGCGCCGGAUUUUGUCAGGAUGGCGUUGGAGCACCUCGAAUUGACCAUUCGGGAAUGGUCGGCACUGGAUGCGGCGGGGCUGGUGCUCCCGCCGCACCUGAUGCCGAAGCCAGCGCAGCAACAGGACGGGGCAGGCGGGCAGGGCCAGCAGCAGCAGCAACCGGCGCAGGGACAGGGGCAGCAGCAGCGUGCACCUGUGCCUCCGCGUCCGCAAGCGCCGACCCCUAGAGAGGAUCGGCAGCUGCCACUGCGAACUCCGUGAGUAGCCAUUAAUUCGUUGCGCGUUGGCGCGUGCGGGGACAGUUCUGAGGCAUCCAGCUGCCGGGACAGCGGCCAGGUUUGCUACGUCCUUCAGGCGAACCGAUUGGCGCGCGCGGAACUAGUCGCCGUUAAGCUCGUAAGAGUGGGCUCGGGUGGUGCAAUUGGCGUUGUACACCAGUUGCUAUACGUGUGGUAAACACACCAGCAUCCCCGAGUCUGAAACUAC
Messenger RNA from Volvox carteri f. nagariensis, 1849 nucleotides. It is a transcript of the gene pde2, whose product is annotated as 3'5'-cyclic nucleotide phosphodiesterase. The transcript has 6 exons. NCBI's taxonomy places the organism in Eukaryota, Viridiplantae, Chlorophyta, Chlorophyceae, Chlamydomonadales, Volvocaceae. The record is from RefSeq and is a predicted model, not a curated record. The coding region runs from base 176 to 1624 and encodes 482 amino acids. Gene Ontology annotation, molecular function: 3',5'-cyclic-nucleotide phosphodiesterase activity. Gene Ontology annotation, biological process: signal transduction.